AUGAAGGCUGCACAACGACUAUCUCAGAAUGCAGCUACCACAGAGGCGAAGAACAUCUAUCCACUUGCGUCAACAACAGCCAUGCUCUCCGUGUCUCUUGUGAAGUACGUUUACCAAUCACUAAGCCCUUCGGCAGACUACAUUCGGCUCGCAAAAGUGGAAGCCGCUCCAAAUGUCGACGACCCAAUACGCUGUAACCUAAUACAAGUAGAAUUCGGGCAAAGGCCUCGAUAUCGGGCUCUUUCUUACACUUGGGGCGAUGAGAAGGUCAAGAACACCAUCCACGUGGACGGAAAAGAGUUGGAGAUCGGAACAAAUCUUUCGGAGGCCUUAAGAUCUCUCAGGGUCGACGGAUACGACAGUUACCUGUGGGCUGAUGCUAUAUGCAUCGACCAAGAGAAUAUUCCAGAGCGAAACAGGCAACUGAAGAUUAUGCCACACAUAUACAACCGGGCUGAAACCGUAUGCGUAUGGUUAGGCGCAAACCCCGCUGCCCAGAUUCAAGAUGCCUCUCAACAUCAGUCAGAAUUAGACGAAAAGUCUCUACUGGCGCUUUGCCGUCAUCCAUACUGGCAGCGGGCAUGGAUCGUACAAGAGCUUGGAAAGGCCCGAAAGAUUCAAAUCUGUUUUAAUCAAAAUAGACUCUCUUGGGAUGACUUCAUCAAGCGAAUCAACCACCGGUCCUGGUCGUCAUGGUGGAGGGGAGACGAGCACGACACUUCCGGACCAUCAUCGCUUCACGAACAACUUCAGUCGAAAUUCGUGGAAGGACAUACCUUUGUUGAUCUUCUAAAACGUCAUCAAAAUGCACAGUGCAAGGAUCCUCGUGACAAGGUCUAUGCUUUCGUCGGGCUCGCAAUUGAUUCUUACGGGUUUCCUAUGGACUAUUCGAAAUCUCUGUAUGAAGUUUGGGAAGACACCAUUGACUUCGUGACUUCUAACGGCAUGGUUGACUCACACGACAUUCUUAGCUUUUCCAAGUUAGUAAAAAGACUUCUUGGGUGGAAAGAGAUCGAAGCAUCUAGCAACCGACCGCGAAGAUAUCCGCUUGUCUCCCCUGGUUUCUCUACUUCCGAAGGAGGGAAUCCAGAUACCAAGAUUCCAACCUCGACGGCUGGGAUGAUCAUUGAUAUAGGGCCGUCUAUAUAUCAGCUCAUUGCUGAUCUUAACGCAGCGGAUUCAUGGGCAGCCAGGCUUCAUCAAAACUUCAACAAAGAUCCGGGCCCGGCAUCUAAGGCAAACGAGGAGUUCAUGAACCAGUUGCAGACCUUAUCCGAAUCAGACCUCCAGGGAGUAUUAGCCUUCGACCCAAGUAUUCGGUGGGAGGCGUCGAGUUCAACUCCGAUCGACAUCUUACAAUACACAAGAGAUUGUAAGAUUGUGCCGUCGCCAGUCCAAGUCCCAAAAGAUUCAAACUCAAAUGGACCUGCAUACGCCGACUAUAAGGCAUUUCUAUACAGAAGUGAUAAAUACCCAGGCACAAUAUGGGGAAGAGUCGGUAUAGGCCCCGCGCAAAUGCGUGUUGGAGAUUUCAUAUAUUGCGUACGAAAUCUGGAUAAGGCUAUUAUUGCUCGCAUCAGUCGUCAGGAUGACUUGCCCGAACACAUGCUUUUGUCUGAACGAGACGAAGUCGAGAGGCUGACGCACAAUUUUGAGAUUGUUGGAACGGCUUUGCUUUCCGUUGGGUUGAGUGACCCAGAUAGGUACAACGUUGUCGCAUGGUGUGCUGACGACGGUUUUGACCUUGAAAUGGACGCGAAGACUAUAUCUGAUCUCAUAAGCAAUUGUACGGCUUCGGACUUGUUGGAUGGGAAUUGGUUUUAUGGUAGAGCUAUGUGA
Messenger RNA from Fonsecaea pedrosoi CBS 271.37, 1839 nucleotides. RefSeq lists its product as uncharacterized. The transcript has a single exon. The record is from RefSeq and is a predicted model, not a curated record. Bases 1 to 1839 code for a protein of 612 amino acids. Lineage: Eukaryota; Fungi; Ascomycota; Eurotiomycetes; Chaetothyriales; Herpotrichiellaceae.